CUAAGCCUAGAGAGAGAAACAAAAGUGUAGAAUCAGAAAGUCUAGUGAGAGAAACACACAUUAGGAGGAGAGAGAAUAUGAGGGUGCCAGCAAUGAAAUUGAAGGAUCAAAGCUUUCUCUGAGUCAAAGCUGGCAAUAUUUUGUGCUAAUAAUUAAGUGUAGAGAGAGAAAAAAUAAAUUGAUUUUCUUCCCAUUCUCUUUCUAUAUUCUCUCCUUUUUUUUUCUUUUUUUUUUUUUUACAUUUUACAUCUCCCUUCAAAUCUAAUCCAUUUCAAAUUACACCCUCAUAUUUUUAUUUUUUUCUCUCUCUAUAAAUCUUUUCUUCAUAUAUAUCACUCUCCUCCUCUUCCCAUUUUCUUCCUUGAGGGAAAUGAGACAUUUCUAGAGAGAGAAAGAAAAAGAGUGAAGAAAAAUUUACAAGUAAAAACAACAAGUUUUUAUUAAUGGUGGUUGAUCAUCCAUUUACAACUAUGUCUACUACUUCUUCAACUUCUCCUCCUCAUCUUCCUUCUUCUGAGAAGAAACAUUGGUGGCUUAGCACCAAAAAGGUAGUAGACAAAUAUGUAAGAGAAGCACGAGUUAUGAUCUCAACUCGUGAAGAAAACGAGUUGAACUCAGCACUGAGUUUACUAGAAGUAGCACUUUCUCUCUCUCCUAAAUAUGAACUUGCUCUUGAAUUAAGAGCACGUUGUCUUCUUUACACAAGAAGAUACAAAGAAGUUGCAGAUAUGUUACAAGAUUAUAUACCGAGUUAUAAAAUGGCUUACUCGGAUGACUCGUCCGGGUCAAGUUCAGAUAACUCGUCUCAAACUCUCUCAAGAGAACGAGUCAAAUUAUUAGGAUCGUCUAACUCGGACUGUAACUCACCUGGUUGUGAUUAUCCAUCUUUUAAAUGUUUCUCGGUUUCUGAUCUUAAGAAGAAAGUUUUGUCUGGUUUUUACAAAAACUGUGAUAAAGAAGGACAAUGGAGGUACUUAGUUCUUGGGCAAGCAUGCUGCCACCUUGGUCUAAUGGAGGACGCAUUGGUCCUCCUCCAACACGGCAAGCGGCUCGCCUCGGCUGCAUUCCGGCGUGAGAGCAUUUGCUGGUCAGAUGACAGCUUCUCAUUCAGUCUUUCAUCGACGACCGAGUCAACUCACCAAUUGCUAGGUGAGUCAACUCAGUACCAGCCACUGACGGAGUCCGAGUCAAUCUCGCACCUAAUUGCCCACAUUAAGCUCCUCCUGCGGCGGCGGGCCGCUGCGUUAGCUGCCUUGGAUGCUGGACUCUUUGCUGAGUCUAUCAGACACUUCUCCAAGAUUUUAGAAGGGCGCCGCCCGGCCCCACAAGCUUUCUUGGCUGAAUGUUAUCUGCACCGGUCCGCAGCCUAUAAGUCUGCGGGCCGGACAGCUGAGAGCAUUGCGGACCUAAACCGGACCCUUGCAUUGGACCCAACUUCAACCGUUGCCCUCCAGGCUCGAGCCGGGUUGUUUGAAUACAUUGGGUGUAUAACUGACUCGGUUCAUGAUCUUGAGCAUGUCAAAUUGAUUUAUAAUUCAAUAUUAAGGGACCGUAAACCGCCUGGCCCGGUUUGGAAACCGAGGGCGGUUCCCUAUAGAGAGAUACCGGGCCGGCUAUGUGCUUUGGGAUCAAAGAUUCAGCAACUUAAGCAAAGAAUUGCAAUGGGAGACACAGGAAAUGUGGACUAUUUCAAGUUGAUUGGGUUAAGGAGAGGUUGUUCCAGGUCGGAAUUAGACCGGGCUCACUUGCUAUUGGUUUUAAGGCAUAAACCCGAGAAAUCAAUGAGCUUUAUUGAUCGUUGUCAACUUGCUGAUGAGAAGGAUUUCGACUCGGUCAAGGAUCGGGCUCGAAUGUCAUCCGUUUUGCUUUUCCGGCUUAUCCAAAAGGCCUAUUCGAAUGUAAUGACCGCGAUUGUUCAAGAGGAGGCAGUGGAGGGGGAGAGGAGGAAGGCCACAUUGGCCCUACAACAAGCCCAAGCCCAAGCCAUAGCCCAAGCCCAAGCCCAACAAAAUGUCGAGGCACGGAAUCAAAUGCUACACGAAAAUGCACCUAUGGUCGUGCUCGGGUCCGGACACGGGCCAGAGGUUGAUAUUGAUCAUCCCGACGACGGGCCAAGUUCGGGUUGUGGUGGCAAAGUGGGAUCAUUUCCUUUCCAAGGAGUGUUUUGUAGGGACUUGGCUGCUGUGGGGAGUUUGCUUUCUCAAAAUGGGUUUAACCGCCCUAUGGGAUUAAAGUAUGAGGCCUUAACUUGUUAAGGUGUACUCUUAGUGUAAUUACCAAAAAAUUAGGGGUGAAAAAAUGGGUUAAAAAAAUGAAAUUGUUGGGAAUGAGAAAGAGGGAAAAAUAAAUUUUUGGGGGUAAAAAUGUUUAAUUAAGAGAUUUGGCAAGGGGAAAUGUGAUUAAGUUUUGGGGUUUGGUUCCCUGUACAGUAAAAAAAAAAGUUGCCAAGGUAAAAGGGGAGAAAUGAAGGAUAAAAAAUUGGGUUGUCAGAAAAUUUUGCUACUUCAAUCUUUAGAUGUACAGACUUUUUAUGUUGAAAAAUUCAAUUUUUAUUUUCACUUAGUAGUACUAUUAGUAUUAUUAAUGAAUCUUACUAUUACUAGUAAAAUUUCAUAUUUUUGAGCUUA
Molecule: messenger RNA, 2627 nt
Organism: Beta vulgaris subsp. vulgaris (sugar beet)
Lineage: Eukaryota; Viridiplantae; Streptophyta; Magnoliopsida; Caryophyllales; Amaranthaceae
Exons: 3
Coding region: 444-2255 (603 amino acids)
Molecular function (GO): protein binding
Source: RefSeq, a predicted model, not a curated record